AUGACGGUCAUUCUGCUUUUGAUGCUGCCGGCAGCUUUUUGGAUUCUGCAAAAUGCUGACCAUGGUUAUAAGGAAUCGGACAAAGCCUUGACCAGGAGGAGGCGCUAUGCGAUCAACCCUCUAGGUUAUAAGUGGGACCAUGUGAAUCUGACAUACAGGAUCCUGAAGUUCCCCAGCACCCUCAACAAGGCAGACACCCAAACGGCCAUCGCCAAGGCCUUCCGCAUGUGGAGCGACGUUUCGCCCCUCACUUUCCGCCGCCUGCCUCCCACCCAGCAGGCGGACAUCGCCAUCGGAUUCUACACCUUCAAUCACACUGACUGUUGGUUCUCUCCUCUGCAUCCGUGCUUCGAUGGGCUCAACGGGGAACUGGCUCACGCCUUCCUGCCUCCCCGCGGCGAGAUCCACUUCGAUAACCACGAGUUUUGGAUUCUGGGCCGCUCACGCUUCAGUUGGAAGCAAGGUGUCUGGAUGAACGACCUGGUGCAAGUGGCAGCUCACGAGAUCGGCCACGCUCUGGGCCUGUGGCACUCCCGAGAUGUCCGGGCCCUCAUGCACCCCAACGCCACAUACAGUCGGACCUGGCGCAUCGGCCAGGAUGACGUCUGGGCCAUCCAGCGGCUUUAUGGCUGUGUGGAUGAGAAGAGACAGUGCCCAUCAUGGGCCCAGCAGGGAUUCUGUACGCGCCAGCGAGACUUCAUGAAGCGGCACUGCCCCAGGAUCUGCAACGCCUGCUUCGAGCACCCUUCUAUGUCCGCCUCCUCUUCUCCACCUGCCCGGCCUUCUCUCAUUCAGUUACGAUCCAUCUCUAAGGGCAGAGUCAUCACCUUCCGUUGUGGACUGAACUCCUCCACGUCAGACUUGCGAGUCAGCUGGUAUAAAGACGGGGAGCCUCUCUCCCGCUCCCUCCCGGGCUUCGAACUGCUCCCCAGCCAGGACCUGCGCAUUGUCGCCACGGAGUUCAGCGAAGGGCGCUACGCCUGCUUGAUCCGCCGCGGGGGCAGGACUCUCCGGGUUAACUCCUGGCAGGUGAAGCUUAAAGGGAAGGCCUCCCUGCCCUCCCUGCCAGGGCUGCGUAAGGGCUCAGGUGGAGCACGUUGA
Molecule: messenger RNA, 1101 nt
Organism: Euleptes europaea (tarantolino)
Lineage: Eukaryota; Metazoa; Chordata; Lepidosauria; Squamata; Sphaerodactylidae
Product: matrix metalloproteinase-23-like
Exons: 8
Coding region: 1-1101 (366 amino acids)
Biological process (GO): collagen catabolic process; extracellular matrix organization; proteolysis
Cellular component (GO): extracellular matrix
Molecular function (GO): zinc ion binding; metalloendopeptidase activity
Source: RefSeq, a predicted model, not a curated record